UGCACAUCAAGUGAGUAGCACAUAGAAUAUUAAAUGCGGUAGGCUCCCAGAAGAUUCCAACAUUUUUAGAAAUUAAAGUGAAAACCAAUCAAAAACUAAUAAGUUCAAAUUUUUGGGCUUGACUGAAUUUCUUAAUUUGUGAUGGAGCUUUCCACUUGGAAGCAAGUUCUCUUGAAAUGGGUUAGGGACUGUGAGCUCAUCGAACCAACUCCAGUGUGCUUGGAUGAUCUAGAGCCCGAAAUUUUCUUUCCGGCAUACGCAGAGCGCGUUAAAUAUUUGCGGUCCAAUCCAGAGUCAGCAAAUAGCCCACUGCUUUAUUUUUUGGAAGAGAAAUUUCCCAAUUUCGAGCCCCAACUAAAACAAAAUGGCGGCAUCGCUGUCAGCGAUUACGCCUAUGUAUAUUCUCUUCUAUGGCGAUACGCCAGCGAUAACGGCGGUAUCGACUAUAUUCCGGACGGUGUCUUCCAAGAUAAUUAUAUUGAAAAUUGCAUUGACCUCUUCAUUCGAUAUAUCCCAGAUAUGUCCAAUCUAUCGAGGGUUAUAUUGCACGAAUGCAUCACCCGGAUGCCUUUGGGUGUUCAAGAAGAUUCUCCUGAGCAUAAUGGCAAUAGCGAUUCGUCGGGUUGCGGCUGCGGCGAAUAUGUGAUGGGUGAAGAAUGUGUAAGCGAGGCCGCUGAUGAAAACGAACUCGAUUAUAUAGAGGACGAAGCCAUCGAAGAAGGCAACUCUGAUGGGGCCGGCGAAGAAUCCGAAUACAUUGGGGGAGAGGCCGUCGAAGAAAAUGAGCCCGAUUAUAUUGGGGAAGAUCUCAUCGAAGAACGCAAAUCUGAUGAGCCCCGCGCAGUGUUUGAAUACAUUGUGAAAGAAGCUGUCGCGGAAAAUGAAAAUCAACCCGAUUAUACAGAGAACGAAUCUUGCAAAGAACUCGAUUCUGAUGAGGUCGACGAAGAAUCCGAAUACUUUGAAGAAGCCGUCGAAGAAAAUGAAAAUGGACAAGAUUAUGUACAGGAAUACAACUCCGAUAGUGGGGCCAGCGAGGAAGCCGAAUACUUGAAUAGUCCCCAUUAUAAAUUGAACGAAACCGUUGAGGAAUACUACUCGGAGGGCGCCGAAGAGGAUUCGGACUAUAUCGAAGAGGACGCCGAAGAAAAUGGAAAUGAACCCAAUAUUCUGGACGAGGCGCCUGAACCAAAGAAAUCUAGAACUGUAGAAGAGAUUUUUAAAAAUGAGCCCGAUCAUAUCGAGCACGAAGCCACAGAAGAGCAUAACCCUGAUAAUGAAACGAAUGGAGAAGCCGAAGCCGCCGGAGGACGAGAACCCGAUUACAUGGAUAACAAAGCUGUCGAAGAGCCUGCUUACAGGGAGAGCAUCUAUGAAUGCAAUUUACCAGCAAACAAUUCGUUGACCCCGACCAGGCUUCUGCGUAAACGCAGCCGUUCCUGGCGCACCUUCGCCAACAAUGCCGACGUCCCUCCUCUGCCCGCCAGCAGCAGUUCAGGUGUCGACACCGAAGAGAAGUACUGUUGGAUGAAAAGCGACCCAUAUGAAAACGCGCCUCCAGACAAGGAUCUACUCGGCAGCAACAAUAGCAUUAGCAAUUCAUCGCCUUUCAGCAACGGAACGGAGAGACAACUUCGGAUUGAUAACCAGCCAAAUGAAAAGGUGCCGACUAAAACGUAUUCCAAGUCUAGGGUAGCUCUGAUCCGCGAAAAAGCUUCCUCUCAAUCGGAGCCCAGCAUUCUUUAUAAUAUAUACACGUUGACCACCAUCGAUACAGAUUUCUUGCGAUCUAGCGAGGACGAGGACGAGGACGAGGACGAGAAAGGCGAUGGCGAUAAUAACAACGACGAACAGCUUGGAGCCAAAGCAACCAAUGCCGUGGUGCAGUCGGAGAAAAAGGAACUGGGGAAUUCUUCCAGUUCAAAAUAUCGCAGCGUGGACGAGAAUGCAGAUGAGUUCAUCGAAAAUGAAAUACUACAAUUGGCCAUGGUCAAUGGAAACCUAGACAAGGACACGCUCAUUGAACUGCUCAAAGAUCAUAUAAGAGCCUUACAAAUAAGCAACGACGAGCUAAGCAAAAAGGUGCAAGUGUCCGAUUCGAACGCACAGUCGUACAUGAAGCGCAUACACGAACUGCAGGACCUCGUGGACAGUGCGGACGAGAUCGUGAUGGACAGGGAGCGUACGCUGGAAGGUCUACGCUCAGACUGCGAAGCGCUAAAGAUGCGCCUGCGCAGAGGCAGUUUUGAGCUGAAUGACACCACGGACGAUAUUGGUGUUAGCUCGGAAGAUAAGGCACAAUCGGCUAAGAACCAAUUGCGUGGACGCGCGGAGAAGCGAAAUGAUUCGUCGGCGGCAUUGGCUUCUGCGGAGAACGAACGCAUGAGAUUCAAGCAAAAAAUGUUGAGGCUUAUUCGCUCGCACAACGUGGAGUUGCCUGAACUGCCACUGAACGACAAUUCACUACCAACGCUCUUUGGCCUUAUUGAGUAUACAAUGGACCAGAUGGCCGCAAAGUAUGAAUCGCAUAACCAAACUUUGGCAGCCAAUAAAACGCAGAAGAACGUGGAGCAAGCCGCCUGCUUGGCGGAGUCGCAUAAUCAGCAGGAAGAUCAGCCGGCGCUCGAAGGGCGAUCGGUGCAUCUGGAUCAAGAUCCAAUGGUUCUCUACCGGCAACAGAUACAAGCCCAGGACGCGUUCGCCGCCGAAAUGCUCCAAAUAUUAGCCGAGUGCAACAACCUAGCCGUCGAGCCGGACGAUGAGCCUGGCGCCGUGUUCCAUCAGUUGCGCAAACAACUUGGCCAAUUUGUGGCCAACUACAGAUAUCUUAACACGCAAUUGCAAAGCACAGUGCCUGCGACCAUGGAUGCGUUGAGUGCCUACGAAGCGAACAUCCGGAAGAUGCUGCUGGAAGUGGAAAAUAUCUACAAUGUGUCGUCAAUGAGCCAAGAGACUGGCAUGAAUGCCUUGGAGCAGCUGCGCCUGCAGAUAGAACAAUUUAUGUCAGAUUUCAAGGGGCUGGAGGCGACCAGCGCGCGCUUGACCAGCGAAUACAGGAGCUGCCUGAAGCAGUACAGCGAUCAGCAGCAGAACAUGCAAAUGGAGCACGCGGAUCGCUUAAAAUUGGACGAUUAUAUAAAGUAUCUGGAGGAACAGUUGGAUUACAAAACUAGCGAAUGCAACUGGUUUGGGCAGGAGUUAACGCACCAGAUCGCAUAUAUCAAUAAACUGGAGUCGGAGCAGAAUAUGUCGGAGAUUUCAGACGAGCAGGAGCUCCACGAGUACCACCAGAAACUGGGUUCAGUGCUGGGCCGGCUCAAGGCGAAGAUGAUUAAUUACGUAUGCGGCAUCGUCCGCCUAAAUGUGAAUCUCAAUAAGCCGCUGGUCAUAGAUAAUCAACUGCUUGUCGUGCACCAGCGCCGGCUGACCUUAUUACUGGACGAAAUAAAAAACAACGUAAUGGAUCACAUUGCACAGAUUGCCCGAAUAGUCUCGGACUCUAAGCUGCCCAAGAAUGAGAUGCAGCAAACCGACGAGGUGAAUCAGGAUCAAAACACAUUGGUGGAUGAGCUGCAGCAACAACUUAGCGCUGCCAAGGAUCAAAAUAAACAGCUGGAGCAGGAGCUGCAGUCGGCCAUUCAGCAGGACAAUUAUUCGGUGCUUAAACAGGAGCUGAGGAUCACACGCCAUGAGCUGAACGAUAUGAAAAACGAAAAUCUGCAGCUGAGCCACAGACUCUUUGUCUCCAGGCGUGCUGGCGAAUCGAAGGGAUUGGAGAAGCAGCUGGAGACUUACAAACAAUAUUCAUCGGAGCUUGAGGCGAAACUCAAUGAUGCAUUCGAUUUGGUCAACGAUCGGAAUCGCGAACUAGAACGCUUGACCAAUAUGUUCAACGAGCUGAAAGUAUCGCUAACAAAUAUGGAUCAACGCGUUAGGCAGGCAUGUCCUGUGGAAGAUAAUUCAUCGGUGCUCGUGGGGCAGGGCCGGGAUUUCGUAGAGCUGCAGCAGCACGUGGAAUACUUAGAGCAGGAGCUGGUAAUAAGCCAAGAGCUAAGCACUAAUAAGCAAUCGGAGCUGCAAAUGCAGUUACUGGAACAACAGAAGGCCGCCGCAAUAGAGCUAGAUGCCCGAGAUUCUGCCAAUCAGCAGCUGUCCGAAAAGCUGGAAGUAUGCCGGGUACAGGUUGAAAGCUUAGAAUGCCAGCUGAAGCAAAGCCAAGCAUCAAGAGAGCACCAAUGGCAGUCGGCACUGUUGGUUGAUCAGCUUGGCGGCUCCAGAGGGAGGCUCCAACAGUCGUCAAGCAUCUGGAAGCAGCUGGAAGGCCUACAGCUCCAGCUAAAGAAGAGGGAAGAGCAGCUGCAGGCCGCACAAGUGGACCUGCAGAAGGAGCAGAGCGAACGCCAAAGGCUAGCUGAAAAUCUGACCGACUACCAACAGCUGGUGGAAGAAUUGCAGCAACCAUCCAAUCAGGAUUGGCAAAUGGAGUGCCAGCUGUUUGAGGCGCAUAAAGAGAUUGAGGUGCAAAAAAAGGAGCGCCUGAGACUGGCUAGAGCCGUCACCCAGUACCAACAGAAGGUGGAGCAGCUACAGCGUCAACUGGAACGUGCUAAGAACGGCAAAUUGGCUUCGGGCCUGGUAGAUCAGCUAGAGAUGGUGAUGCAGGAGCUGCAAGAUGCCAACUGCGCGAAUAUGCAGUUGGGCCGCGAGCUUCUUAGCUAUCAAGAGCAAAAGGCAAACUUACAGGAACAGCUGACUAUGUCCCAGAGCCACAACUGCCCAAGUCAGCACGAAAAGAAACUGGUCGAGAAGCUGACAAUCGCACGUGAGGAAGUGCAGAAACUGAAAGUCGUAAAUCACAAGUUGGUGAAGACGGCAAGGUAUUACCGAGAUCAUGCUGAACUCCUGCAGGAACAGAUGGGGGAGAUGCGAAGACGCGAAACGAAUGCAUUCCAAAAUGAAGCUCGUUUGAGCGCCGCACAUCAGGAUUGGCUUGAGAAAAAUCUGGCUAGCUACAAGAAGCGUGUUAAAAAUCUACAGCAGCAGAUAAAGGAGCGCGCGGCCCAGCUGAAGGAUGCCGAGCAGCAGGCAAGGAAAAUUGAGCAUUUGCAAAAACAAUUGACGAUGACGCAGCAGAGACUAAGGGAGCAGCCCAAAACUGUCACCAUGGAUCAAUCUGGACUAGAAGACGAACUGAAUACCGCCUACCACGAAAUAAUUGGGCACGCGUCCCACCAAAAGGAGCUCGCCCAGCAAAUUGCUAGUUACAAGGAAAGGAUUGAUCACUUGGAAAAUCAAUUAAAGGAUGCUAGGAGCAGCAGAGCUACUGCGUCGGAGGGAGAAGACAAGGGUGAACUUGUCAAGCAGCUGGAAAUUGCCCGCAGGCACAUGUACGACCAGGACUGCGCACAGCUAAAGCUGAGCGAGAAGCUCGGCAAUUACAAAAUGCGUCUGGAGAACAUGCAGGAACAGUUGCAAAGGGCUCAAGUGAUGAAGGCCAAAGUGCAAGAUGAGCUGAAUCACGCCCAGGAGCAUAUAAAAGCAAUGCAGUCGCAGCAGCUGGAUCUGCAAGAGAAAUUGGACAGUUCGAAGCAGGAGACGACUACCGCAUAUGGUCAGCUAAAUGAUUUGCAGCAGCUGCAACUGCUGACGUUGGAGCAGCUGGAAGACCUCAAAAAACAAUUCGACAAGGUUCAGCAGGAGUUGGGCCAUGCGCAGGAAGUGCAAGCGAAGACUGUAGAGAAGCUACAUAAAGCGGAGAAGAGACUGGAGAAGCCGCUGGAACAACUUGCAGAGGCUGAACAAAAGCUGCAGCGCAUAGAGUAUGUUAUCCAAGAGUACGACGCACUCCAACUGGAGAGGAAACAUUUGCAGGAGCAGCUAGGAGAGGAGCAGCAGAAAUAUUUAGCUCUGACAGAGGGCCAGACAAAGCUGGUGGAGGAGAAGCGUGCGGAAAUAGAACGAGAGAUUGUUAAGCUUCAAAAGAAACUAGAGCUGAAGGACUUCCAGCUUGAAGCGCAAAAGGCUCAGAUCAGCGCCUUCGAAAGAAGAGUCGAAAAGUCGCCGGAGCCGAUCAGCAGCACGCACGAUUUGGCGCAGGCCAGACGUUCGCUAGUCAAGCACAAGGAGCACCUGGCCGCACUGCGGCAAGAGAAGAACACUCUGCAGAAGGAUGUAAAAGCCUACAAGGAACAAGCUAGAUGUGCCGAGCAGGAGCUAACCGCAUUUCGGCAGCAGCACGCGCGCUCCAUGGAGGAAUAUACGGCAUCUAUAUGCGAUAUAAAGCGUCUAGAGAAAGCGCUCCACAUGGCCCAGUUUGAGCUGCACAGUCUGCAAGCGAAGCUGGCCCUCACCGAUAAUGAAAUAAUACGCCUAACAUUGCAAGUGGGUGACCUCAACGAGGCGAUUCAACUGCAGAAGUUGCACUCGGCUGAGUUGCUGCAACAACUCUGUGAAAAUGAAGAUUCGCUCGCCGAAUACAAAAAACAAAUGGCCACCGAAUGUGAAAUUCACAACUUGGCCCAGAAGAAUCUGGACAGGACGCUUCAGGAGCUAAACACCCUGCGAUUGCGCCAGAAUCUGGUGAUCAGCCACCUAGAUGUUCGCCUUGGCAAGCUGCAGUCGGAGGGCCGAGGGAUAGCGCAGCGUGAGUAUAAUAGUCGCCGCACCGUGAAGAGCCUGGAGGUAAAGUUGGCCAAAUUGAGGAAGGACCUGUCUGACAUGCGCUUCUCCAACGAGGGUCUGGUACUAGAGAGGGCAAACUAUUUGCAUCGCAUGAGUGCUAUGCACAGAAAGAUUGAACAAGAUCGCGACAGGAUGGAGCACCUACAGACCAAAUGUGAGCAGCUGCAGGAGCAAUGUGACCAUAUGAAGGCCAAACGGCAAUUGACCACCGGGAUGUCACAAACUGUACUAUCCAUCGAUCCUAAGAAAACGGGCCGCAAGGCCGAACAUUUUCGACGCAGCCUGGAUUAAACUGGAUACAGGAUUAGCUAGAGGAGCUAGCUGCGGUAUUUGUUAUCAAUUUUCAUAAACAUUUUUGACGCAGCCGGAUUUAAGCUGGAGGGCCGUGGUUUUCACACCUAUAGGAG
Drosophila novamexicana is the source of this 7088-nucleotide messenger RNA. RefSeq names its product centrosome-associated protein CEP250-like. The coding region runs from base 142 to 6972 and encodes 2276 amino acids. The transcript has 8 exons. Lineage: Eukaryota; Metazoa; Arthropoda; Insecta; Diptera; Drosophilidae. The record is from RefSeq and is a predicted model, not a curated record.